Molecule: messenger RNA, 1179 nt
Organism: Papaver somniferum (opium poppy)
Lineage: Eukaryota; Viridiplantae; Streptophyta; Magnoliopsida; Ranunculales; Papaveraceae
Exons: 2
Coding region: 1-1179 (392 amino acids)
Molecular function (GO): RNA-DNA hybrid ribonuclease activity; nucleic acid binding
Source: RefSeq, a predicted model, not a curated record
AUGGAAAAGAAUUCUGAUCUGGAAAGACGGAUUGAAAAUUCUGGUUGCUGGGAUUACAAUCUCAUAUUCAGUCUCUUUGACAGCACUACAGCAGGCUACAUCCUCGAUAUUUCUAUUCAUCAUCACUGCGAAGAUAGACUGGUCUGGACACUGGAGAGUAACGGUGCUUUCUCAGUAAAAUCAGCUUAUCGCAAAAUGUUUGAGGAGAAAAAUAUAACCAACACAGUUGGCCAACGUAUGAAUUCUAUCUUCAAGAGACUUUGGAAACUUCCCCUCACACAGUUUGCUUGGAAAUGCAUAAGGACAUUCUUCCUUCUAAAGAUAAACUUACACACUUCAUUGAACCAGAUGAUUCCUGCUGUUCUUUCUGUUCCACUCAUUUUGAAACGAGCACUCACUGCAUCCUUGAAUGCGACACUGCUAAAAGGGUUUGGUUUGUCACUCUUGGUUUACAAAGUUUAUGUGGAUCGUCUUUACAAGAAACUCUAUGUGAACUGGUGGAUAGACUUUUGGCGCAUCAGAUACAAGAAGCUGAACUAUGCAAAAUUAUUAUUGUUGCAUGGUGUACGUAUCUGGAAUGAGCGCUGUGACAAGACUUACAAAGGAAGAAAUGUCACUACAGAUUCAAUUAUCCGUAGAUGCAGGAAAGAUAUCUUAGAUUUCGAAAACAAGCUCCAAUCUUCUCGUAACUCAGUUCCUGCUCAACCUCGAGUUGGUCUGCAUUGGUGUCCUCCUUCAAGAGGAAUUUUUAAAAUUAACUGUGAUGGUUGUUUCUUACUUAAUGAUAAUACUGGAGGCAUUGGACUGAUUUUACAUGAUUUUGCAGGGGGCUCAAAGUAUAUCUACCUAGCUAAAGCUACAGGACCAGUCCAAGCUGAAUGUAAAGCUUUGUGGGAGGCUUGUCGAUGGGCAAAAGAAUUAAACCUGGAGAAAGUGGUAUUUGAGUUAGACUCAAAGUUGGUUGCGGAUGCUGUUGUCAAAACUUCUUUCAACGUGGAUUGUAGAAUUUAUAAUUUAGUUCUAGAUAUUAGGUCUUUAUUUAGUAUGUUCACCUCUUGGAAAUGUCUUUGUGUGCCAAAAGAGAAAAAUAAAGUCGCAGACAUAUUAUCUAAAUCUGCUAGAGUUGAUAGACUUUGUGGUGUUUGGUUGUUAGAUCCUCCUGAUUACAUUAUCAUGUAG